Molecule: messenger RNA, 906 nt
Organism: Lachancea lanzarotensis
Lineage: Eukaryota; Fungi; Ascomycota; Saccharomycetes; Saccharomycetales; Saccharomycetaceae
Gene: SUB1
Product: LALA0S09e05270g1_1
Exons: 1
Coding region: 1-906 (301 amino acids)
Biological process (GO): positive regulation of transcription initiation by RNA polymerase II
Cellular component (GO): nucleus; transcription regulator complex
Molecular function (GO): DNA binding; transcription coactivator activity
Source: RefSeq, a predicted model, not a curated record
AUGUCAUACUACAACAGAUACAGAGGCCAACGAAACUACGCACCUCAAGCAGAUACCGGUGCAGCAAUGGAUGAACCUGAUGCGAUCUUCGAAUUGGGCAAGAAUAAGAGAGUAACGGUUCGUCAGUUUCGAAAUAUAAACCUUAUUGACAUUAGGGAGUACUACGCAGAUGGAGCGUCAGGAGAAAUGAAACCAGGCAAAAAAGGUAUCUCUUUGACGGAAGAAGUGUACGACGAGUUACUCAAGCAUCGACAGAACAUUGACGAUGCGUUGCGGAGGUUUGGCUCCAAACGGCCUAGAACGAAGACUGUUAGCGUCCUUUCGGAUAGUGAGGAAACGAACGUAGAUGAAGAACCAGCUGGGAAGCCCUCCAGCCGGAACCGGGAAAAGCAAAGUCAGAUUAAGUCCGAAAACGGUUCAGAAAGACCAAAGGCCAGAAAAGAACGCAAAAGAAAAGAACCGGCACCACCACAGGCCCAACCGGACGAAAAAAGACGCAAGAACGAUGAACUAGAAUCCAAUGCACAGCUGGUUGUCCCGUCUACAGCGCCAUCCGCUCCUACUUUGCCCGAGAAACCAACUAAGAUUACCAAGACCAGCAGCCAAAAGACCAAAAUAGCUAGUAACCCAAGGCUUGACGACAUUCCGAAUGCAGCACAAUCGAUGCAGACAGCACAAUCAGCACAGACCAGUAAUCCAAGACUAGACGACCAUUUGCAUAAGCUCACGCCUCCUGUGAAGCCCACCAAAAACGAUUCUGAUUUGGACUCGAGCGACGAAGAUUUUGCACUGGCGCUGGAGUCAGAAUUCAACAAGGACGAUGACGACGCCGAUGAUGACGAUGAAGACGGUGACCGUACGGCCCUCAAUGACCACACAGAUGGGAACAUCAGCGAGGAAUCGUGA